Messenger RNA from Pseudocercospora fijiensis CIRAD86, 4548 nucleotides. RefSeq lists its product as uncharacterized. The record is from RefSeq and is a predicted model, not a curated record. Bases 1 to 4284 code for a protein of 1427 amino acids. NCBI's taxonomy places the organism in Eukaryota, Fungi, Ascomycota, Dothideomycetes, Mycosphaerellales, Mycosphaerellaceae. The transcript has 4 exons. Gene Ontology annotation, molecular function: GTP binding.
AUGGUGCGCCAGGUCCAGCCGCAGCCGCUGCGCAUCAGCAAGUCGGGCAUUGGCACUGGCCAUACGCCUGCAUCCACGCCGAACAAGAUGCCCGCCGGUCGAGCGCUGCAGGAGAUUGGGAACACCUCGCAGCGUCGGAACUCACCAUCCUAUAACCAAGCGACGAGGAAGAUGAUUGUCUCUCGCGAGUCGUCACCCUACACCGAGAACUCCUUCACCAAAGACUCGCCGCGUGGUUUCUGGACUGCCAAAGACCCCAUGUCGCCCAGCUCUCGCUUGGGCUCAGACGAGAACACGCCUGAGCGCGAUCAUUCUCCCGGUGUGACCUCGCCUAAGCGUCGAGCCAGUAUCGAGCGCCUGCAGAAGGCCGGCCGAGUCAAGUCCAGCAACAUCUUCGCUCUGGAGUCGAAAGAUGCCUACGAUCCAUCCAACAUGCCCAUCGUCGAGCGACCGAGCGCCAAUCGACCGCUGAGCGGGAAUUUGGUCAACAACAGCUUCACUAGAUAUGACAGCAUGAGGAAAGAGAACAAUCCAGUCACAAGCCCGCGCAGACAGGCACACAAGCGCACAAACAGCGAGGCCACCGUCCCUCUCAUGAGCAGUCCACUGACGAGGCCUGUCCCGAUUCCGGCAAAGCAGUCAACGCCCACCAGUUCACCUACCAAAUCAUCGCUUUCACGAACAAGUCAAUUUGGCGGCUCCUUUGAGAAUGAACCUGGACCAUAUGCAGAUGGAGAUGAUCGCUGUCCGACCCCACGCGCUCGUGCUAUUCAUCGUCAGAAUAAGAGUGUCACUUUCCGUGAGGAUCCGCCUGUCAUCAACGAGUAUGAGAACCCGACCCCAGAACCAUCAGUAUCGGCUGCAUCUGGCUCUCGCGAGGGAAGCUGGGAUUCCGACUAUUCCGAUCCGGACUAUAGCUUUGAACGUGGCAGCUCGCUUAAUGAGCAACGAGAUGAUAGCUUUGAUGCCGAUCUGGAGAACGCAGACAAGACUCCGGUCGUCCUGCCAGAAGAUUGGUCUCGCAUGUCUCCAGAUGACGCACGCACAGAUCUAGUCGACGAGGGUGAUGAUGUUUUCGAGGGCCCUUCGCCAGUCUCAGAGCGGAACAUGCUGAGAUCUGCAAGUGUAACAUCCGACGGAGAGUCCAGACCUCUCCCACCUUUGCCUGGACUCAUGACAGGUCGCAGUGGCUCUGCCACUGCCCUUGCAGCCGGACGUGCCUCCAGCGGCCAGCGAAACUUGCCAAGCCCACCGAAGCGUGCCUCAUGCAGCAAGGAGGACAUUCUCAACAUGACGCGUGACUCUUCUAUGACCAUGGAAGAGCGUUUGCAUCUCAUGGGCCAUCAACAUGGCAAGACCGAGGAGCGACCAUCCUCGAAGCACUCGGAAGCUGAGCUGACAAUCACGAACCUGGACACCGGUGAGAAAACGGACAUGCAAGUGCACGCAGGUCAGGUCGAGGAGAACUCUGCCAUCGCAGACUUGGCCGACUUUGACAACUCUCCACCCAAGAUCUCCCGCGAAAGCAUACUGCGAAAGGUCAGAAACUCCAAGUAUGACUUCCAGGACGACGAAGAGGCAUCCAACCUUGACGAUAGUCCAGCAAGGCCGUCUUAUGCAGAGCUCGCCAAAAUGGAUCCAGAUGAGCCAAUACCAUCUCGAGAGAACAGCCGCGAGACCAGUGAGGCAUAUCUUGGCGAGUACAUCCAUGAUCGCGCCGAUAGCGAGCAAGUCGAGAUCAAGGAGGAGCCGACAGAUGACGAUGGUAUUGACCUCAACGCUAUCCCGACCAUUGACGAGCCUGCCCGGGACGGAACGCGCUCACCUUCGCGCAUGGAUGAUUAUGAGCGUCAGUCCUCGGUAAUCCGCCACGAUGUCAGCUCCACGAGCGAUCACGAUGACUCUGAGAGCCGCUACAGCUCAGUUGAACCAGAUGCCGAGAGCACUCUUCUCAGUGUCAAGGACUACUCACAGCCCGGGCCAACAGCAGCAGCCGAAGCACCCAGGCAGAAGUCGAUCAGUGGAGAUUUCAUGGGACUUCCGUCGUACCUUGCCUCCGAAGAUUACGACUUCGGCAUGGGAGAAUACAUCACUCCACCCCCGCCAGCUGCUGUCGACGAUAAGGCAAAGCAACUUGAUGUGCUCACCAACCCACCAAAGCUGGAACCGGCACGACAAUCCAAGCCUUCGUUCAACGACUUGCCACGGCCAACAUACGAUGGUGCUGAGUUCUCGCCGCCAGGCACGCCGGACUCACUUAUUCGUCGUGAUAGCGAGGUAUCCGCGUUAAGUGAGGAGCUGCCACCUCCAGCAGAGGCCGAGCCAGAACAGCCAGUGAUUCCGGAACGACGAGCGACAAUCAAGACGAAUGGCCAGCUCAAGACCCGGCCCUCUGCGACACCAGCAGACCUGCGCGCAAUGGCGAACCAGCGACGACUUAAGGGCUACUUGAUGCGCCAGAAUACGAAGCUCGUUGUGGCUACUAACCGCAACUUCUCCGGCGACAGCAACGGUACCGCGAAAUCGAACGACAUGCCCAUGUCCUCAACGGCAGAAGCACGACCGACCUCGCGCGGUGGACGACCGGGAAGCAGUCCUCGCAAGCCUAGUGCUGAGCAGUUCCUCAAGACUGAGCCAUGGAAUGGAAAGGCCAGACGCAAGAGCCAGAGACAGGCAUCGGCAGCACAACACAACAUUGGGCCAGCACCACCGCUUCCCGGGCAGCCAAGCGCUCUCGGUGUUGUGGAUGAGGACUUUGCAGCAGGUACGAGCAGUCUCGAGGAUGACGUUGGUGAGGGUGUCGAGCGCGGCCGGCUUUUCGUCAAGGUGGUCGGUGUCAAGGAGCUUGACCUGCCAAUUCCACGAAACGACCGUCUAUACUUUCAGCUCACGCUGGACAAUGGCCUGCAUUGCGUGACGACGAGUCCUCUGGAACUGGGCAAGAAUGCGCCAAUUGGGCAAGAAUUUGAAUUGGUGGUGCUUAACGAUUUGGAGUUCCAGCUUACCCUCAACACGAAGCUUCCGGAACCACCAAAGCGGCAUGCCGCAGCAACGCCUCCCUCGCCAAACAAAGCUGCGCAGCACAAGAAGACAUCCAGCCUCUCUCGCUUCCUGGCCAGUCCAAAGAAGCGUGCUGAGCGUGAGCGCCAGGAGCGUGAGGCUGCUGAGGCUGAGGAGCGAAGACUGCAAGAAGAGGAGCGUCGAAAACGAGCUUCAGUACAGCCAACAGCCUGGGACUAUCUCCAUGAACUCGUGAACGAUGUCGAUGGGUCCUUCGCUCGAUCAUACGUCAAUCUCAAGGCUCACGAGAAGGAAUGUUUUGGUCGUCAGCUCACAGUCGAUGUUCCUUGCUACAAUGAAUGGGCCCAGGAGAGAGACGCCGCUGUUGUGAACAGUGUUCGAUCGAAGCGUGGCAAUGCUGGUCCUGUCCGACGACCACCUUACGUUGUCGGAUUCCUCGAACUACAACUGCUUUACGUCCCAAAACCGGCUGGUGCCACGGACGCCCAAAUGCCAAAGAGCAUGAGCAGUGCAAUGCGGGAGAUGAACCGAGCCAGCGAUCACGUCGAGGUUGUGCACGAGAGCUACCUGUCUCAGCAAGGUGGUGAUUGUACGCACUGGCGACGCCGUUUCUUCCGUCUUCAGGGCCCGAGAUUGACGGCAUACCACGAGCACACGCAGCAAAAGCGCGCUGUCAUCAAUCUCAGCAAAGCCAGCAGACUCGUUGAUGACAAGAACACUCUGGUUGCGAACCCGAAGUCAGCCAACCCAAGCAGUAAAGGAGGUCGUAGGAAGUCAGCUUUCGCCGAGGAAGAUGAAGGCUACCAGUACGUCGAAGAAGGUUUCCGGAUCCGAUUCGCGAACGGUGAGACGAUUGACUUCUAUGCCGACUCAAGAGCGGAGAAAGAUGAAUGGAUGAGUGUCUUGUCCCAGGUCAUCGGCAAACCAGACCCAGGAAAGAAGGCAGCGAGCUGGACAGAUCUCGUCUUGGCCAGAGAGCGUGUCGAGGGUGUGCCGCCACAAGUUCAGGCUGCUUCUUCAGCAGCUGCUGGCGUUGAGGUUAGAGACUUCACCAAACCGCCGCGACCGGAGAGGAAGCUUAGUGAUCGAAAGCCAGUGACUGGAAGCAGGAGUGUCCCAACCAGUCCUGUAAAGCAGGGAGCAGGCUUCCCACCCAUGCCUCCUCUUGCUGAAGCGGAACCUGGAUCGAGGCCCAAGACUCCACCCAUGAACCCCAGACGUGGACAUCGAUCAAGAGAUGCCGUGAAGAGCAUGAUCUUCUAGGAGGAUGGUCAAGACACGUCGGGUCGGAUAGUCGAAUGGCUGAAGACUACGCCAGAUUCCACGCCGUUGAAGGGUGUGCCGUUCCGGGAAGAGGAACCGCAGAAUCUCAGCUUGGAGAGUUGGGAUGCUUGUGAUGUGGACGAUCUUUGAAAAGAAGUGUGCGCAGUCUCCUUGGUGCCGAAGAAGUUAUCAUCGUUGUGGAAUUGUGGAUAGGAUGGACAUGCUUAUUGCGAGCAUUUCGUAUCUGUCUGUAUGUGGUCCAUC